CACACUCGUCCACUGACUCGUGGCCGUUCGUAGUAUUUCCUUUUAUUUAGGCGAGUUGCAGAUCAGCCAAAUCGUGAAGUGGAUUGGACACAUUGGUAAAGUUUUUAUUUUCUUCGUUUUGCUUACUGUACACAGUUAGUGUGAUAGCACAGCAUGGGUUCUUUAAGGGAUCGAGCAUUUUGACAUUUAAGAAGGCGAAAAAGUCCGAUGCAGCUCUCCGCCGCGUUCCAAGCUGCUGGCUGUCAACUUGUGCUCUAGCUGCAACGGCUUUGACCGAGUCCUUUUCUCCAUUUGCGUUGGAAAAUAACUAUUGCUGGAUAUCGAGAAAACAACAACGCGUGUGCGUUUGCGCUUUUGAACCAUGACCACUGAAGUUGCGAGUGACUUGGACGUGACAGUCAGUUGUUUGGGCGAAGGGAACCAAAACAAGUCGGACACGGAUCGACCUAAGAAACCUGAUCGACCGAGCCACGAGGAGGGGCAGCAGGAUCCUCCUCAGGUCGACUCUAAACAUCAGAAACAGGGGGUCAUGGAAAGCAUAGCGGAUGGGUUAACGUUAAGCACGGACAACACGAACGAUAAGGAGAACGAGCAGAACGCAUCAAGCCCCAAGGCAGAAACUUCCAAGAAGAAUGUGAUCGAGGCUCCUCCGCCAAAAGUGAACCCAUGGACGAAGAGGAACGCAUGCCCUCCUAAUAAUGGCACAAACACCUCGAUACAAACAGAACCCCAGAGUCCUACCAAAGUUGUCCGUGCCAGCAAACCCAGGCCGAGGAAGACCAGUAAGUCAAGUGACUUCAGUGACAUCACAAACUGGCCGACCCCUGGAGAAAUCGCCAAUAAGGAGCAGCAGCAGAAUGUGAUAAACGUGCAGGUGAGGAAAGGGACGUCCGGAUGGAGGGAGAGGAAGAAGGACUGCAGUGAAGAGAAGAGAGAGAAGGAGAGCGGAAGUGAUGGGAGUGACAGUAAGGAGAACAGGGAGGCACAGUCGGAGACAAUCACAGGACUUUCAAACGAACAGGAGACAGAGGAUGGAGAGGAUACGCACAACAGUGCCCCCCGUAGGAGAGGAGGCUGGCGGAGAGAGAGAGAUUUCUUUGAUGACUCAGCGAGCGUUCGCAGCGAGGGCAGCAGUGUCCGCGGAGGCCCCAGGGGCAGGGGCAAAGGUCGCGGCCGAGGCAGAGGUCGUGGACGAGGUCGUUUUGACUACUCCCACAGUUACCGGGACUCAUACCUGGAUGGGUCCACAGCUCAGGCCGAGUUUGGCACUAACAUGGUCUACUACUAUGACGACGGUAAUCGCGUGCAGAUGUAUACGAUCGAGGAGAAUUUACUUAAGGAAUACAUCAAACGCCAAAUUGAAUACUACUUCAGUCUCCCAAACCUGGAGCGUGACUUCUUCCUGCGGAGGAAGAUGGAUUCGAAAGGCUUUUUGCCCAUCUCUCUGAUUGCCAGUUUCCACAGAGUCCAGGCCCUUACCACAGAUAUCAGCCUCAUUAAGGAGGCGCUGAAGAAAAGUGAAGUCGUGGAGCUUGUUGAUGAGCAGAUCCGUAGGAAAGAGGAGCCCGAGCAUUGGCCCAUUCCAGGUCCCUCUCUGGACUCCCCACGCACAGAUUUUUCCCAGCUCAUUAACUGCCCCGAGUUCGUCCCAGGACAGACGUUCACCUCCCUCAGCACAGUGUCGUCCUCCCCAGUCGAGCCUGCUCUGGUAAAUGGCCAAACUAGUGAUGACACAGACACAGCCAAACCUCAGUCCAAAGAAUCCUCUCCUUCAGACUCAAAAAGCAGCUCUAGUAAAGACGUGAAUACGCCUAAAAAGCAGUCCAGCAGUCUCUCUGAUCCAGACGCCCAGCCGUGGAUACAGGUGGAAAAACGACACCGAAACUCCUCCGGAAAAAAUAAGACCUCAGUAACCCCUCUUCCUCCUAGCCCUCCUCCUCUUCCUUCUCCUUCUCCUCCUCCUCCCCUUCUUGACUUGUCCCCAUCUGCAGAGCGCACAGAAUUGGUUCAGUCCAGCCCAAAGCAGCAGCCUGAGGCAGACCAGGAGGAGCUGGACUUCCUAUUUGAUGAAGAAAUGGAACAACUCGCAGCGCCUCGCAAGAACACCUUCACUGAUUGGUCAGAUGAUGAUUCUGAUGAUGAACUUGACGACCAAGACAUAAACAAGAUCCUGAUUGUUACUCAGACCCCCCCUCACCUGCGGAAACAUCCUGGGGGCGAUCGGACGGGGAACCAUGUGCCACGUGCCAAAAUUACAGCUGACCUUGCCAAAGCCAUUAACGAUGGAUUGUUCUACUAUGAACAGGAUCUCUGGACAAAGGAAGAAGGGCAGCAAGAGUGUGCCAAUGCCAAGGAUGUGGAGAAUUUCAAAAAGCUGAACAUGAUCAGCCAAGAUGAGUUUGAAACCCUGACCCCUAAACUUCCCAUUGACCCCACCCAGGAGGUCCCGCCCCCUCCAUCAUGUCAGACAGAUGAUUCUUGCAUGGCUCAAUCUCUCCCCACGGAUGUCCCAGAAUCCCCCAGUGUGCCUCGCACCCCACGUACACCACGGACCCCUGGAAGACAGGACCCCACCAAAACCCCACGCUUCUACCCUGUGAUCAAAGACAGCGGCAACCUUGACGGAAAAACCCCCAGAAAGAGGAAAACCCGUCACAGCUCUAACCCUCCUCUGGAGUGCCAUGUAGGCUGGGUGAUGGACUCACGAGAGCACAGACCCCGUACAUCCUCCAUCAGCAGCUCGAAUGCAUCUCCGUCAGAAGGAGCUCCUGCAUUGUCAGGCAGUUAUGGCUGCACCCCGCAGUCCUUGCCGAAGUUCCUGCAUCCAUCCCAUGAGCUUAUGAGAGAAAACGGCUUCACCCAGCAAGUUUACCACAAAUAUCGCCGGCGAUGCCUCAAUGAGAGGAAGCGAUUAGGUGUGGGUCUGUCUCAGGAGAUGAACACCCUCUUCAGAUUCUGGUCCUUCUUCCUCAGAGACAACUUCAACAGAAAGAUGUACGAGGAGUUCAAGCAGUUUGCCCUAGAGGAUGCCAAAGAGAACUACAGGUACGGACUGGAGUGUCUGUUCCGGUACUACAGUUAUGGACUAGAGCGGAGGUUCAGACAAGACAUCUUUAAGGACUUCCAGGAGGAGACCAUCCAGGACUAUGAAAAAGGUCAACUAUAUGGACUGGAGAAAUUCUGGGCUUUCCUGAAAUAUGCAAAGAUGAAGAAUCAGCCCAUUGACCCCAAACUCCAGGAAUACCUCCGCAAAUUCAAGAGCAUUGAUGAUUUCAGAGUCGAUCCACCAAUGCCAGAGGAAGGAGUAAGGAGGAAAGCACACUCGUCCUCCGCAGGAGACGAGGUGAAACGUAGGCGACACAACUCGACAUCAUCAUCGAAACAGACCACAGUUGCGAAGACGUCUUCAGACAAUCAAUCAACCGCUGGAGGGAUGGCAAAAACAACCACAACACAUCAAGCCGCUGCCCCAACGACAGGGAAAACCACCAAGCAUCCAUCAGCCAAUCAGAAAGCAGCUCCUCAGACCGCCAAAAGCAGCACGGCUAAUGACCCGUCUACAAAAGCCCCACCCAAAGAGAAUGUGAAGAAGAAUACCUCAUCAGAUGCUCGUAAAGGAGAAGCGGCGACGAGCAAAAACAAAGAUGCCCAACAGCCAAAGAAAUGAAGCCCUUGCUACACUAUAUACAGUAUUUGAGUGUGAUUCUAACUUUAGAGCUGUGAAAAGAUUUCAGUGCUGGUGCAGGCUUACGUUUAACACCGUAACCUCAGAAGUGAGCCAGUCAAACCGUUCGAGCAAAGACCAACUGUCAGACCGUUGCGUUUACAAACUGAAGAGUAAACCAGAAAUAUCUUUGUGUUGUACAAGGAGCUUUUUCUGGACAGGUUAACUUCCGUAAGAUCUUUUUUCUUUUUCUUUUUUUUCCCGCAGUUAGUGGUUUUAGAAUCAAGUAUGCAUGGUGAACUUCUUUAGCUUUAAAGUUUACAGUAGAUGCAUUCCUACAUAGAAUGCAGUUUUAUCUCUUUUAAAAUUAGUUUUACAUUUGCAAAUGCCUUACAUUUCAAAAGCGACAAAAAUAUAUAUAUAUUUUAGAGCUCUGUCAGCAUAAUUAAUCUCUUGGUUUUUAAGUGUUUUUAAUUUUGUGCGAGAUGCACUCUACACGUAUUUAGUUCAUUUAUUUUAAAAAUGUUUAAAAAAAACUUGAACUGAGGGUGACACAAGAUAACACACUAUAUAGCUUCUUGCAUUUUUUGCUCUUUUAGCUUGUGUAGGGAAUAUGACAGUGAUUGAAUACUAAGUUCUUUAUGCUUUUGUGAUUAGCUGAGUGUCUGAGCUGAAUACCGGAGAGCUAUGUAGAUUAUCAGUGGCGAGGGAUUGUAAAAAGUGUUCACAACAUCAUCAGGAACUACAGGAUGCUCCUGCUUUUAAACGAAUAUUGUGCCGUUCACAUUGCAGAGGUGGUGAUCUCAAGUUUAGGUGCAGAGUAGAGGAGAACACAUCUUUGACCUUUUGAUCAUUUCGACUUAAUUUGGUAAACAACUGUGUACUUGAAGUUUCUAAGAAAUGUUGUCUUUUUGAGAGGAAUUAUUCUUUCUUUUAAAUUUUUAAUCCUAUUGGAGUUGAGUUUGAGAUAAUUUAUUGUUUUACUCUUUUGAAAGCUUAAUUGAUUUUAAUCUCUUUUUUUUUUUAUCGAGUGUAGAUGACUGCAAACAUGGUGGCCCAGAGAAUAGUUUUAUUUGCAUUAUGUUUUCAUUUUGCAGUUUGGAUCUUUGCGGAUAACAUUAAAUCAGUGUUUUAUUUCUCAUUUAUGAUCAUUAAUCAGACACAGAAUUGAUGUCCCGAUUGUAUCAUAUUUUCUUAUGAAAACUGUACAUAAAAAAAAAUAUUCAAAGCAGUGCUCUAAUUUCAAUCAGUUCAUUUUUAUUGAUUCAUUUUAUUGUGAUAUUUUUGUUUGUGUGCGCUUGUGUGUUGGUAUGCAUGUCGGUUUAAUUUUUUUCUUUCCUCAUAUAUUGUAAAAUGUAAAA
Molecule: messenger RNA, 5025 nt
Organism: Carassius auratus (goldfish)
Lineage: Eukaryota; Metazoa; Chordata; Actinopteri; Cypriniformes; Cyprinidae
Product: la-related protein 1B-like
Exons: 19
Coding region: 362-3667 (1101 amino acids)
Biological process (GO): mRNA stabilization; positive regulation of translation
Cellular component (GO): cytoplasmic stress granule; cytosol
Molecular function (GO): metal ion binding; RNA cap binding
Source: RefSeq, a predicted model, not a curated record